AUGUCCCGUCCUCAAGUUUCCGUCAUUUCCGCCACUGGUGAGAAGACCAACACCCAGUUGUCUACCCCAGCUGUUUUCGCUGCUCCAAUCAGAGCUGACAUUGUUCAAUCUGUUUUCACCAGAGUUAACAAGAACAAGAGACAAGCUUACGCUGUCUCCGAGAAGGCUGGUCACCAAACCUCCGCUGAGUCCUGGGGUACUGGUCGUGCUGUUGCCAGAAUUCCAAGAGUUGGUGGUGGUGGUACCCACCGUGCCGGCCAAGCUGCUUUCGGUAACAUGUGUAGAGGUGGUCGUAUGUUCGCUCCAACCAAGGUCUGGAGAAGAUGGCACGUCAAGGUGAACCAGAACGAGAAGCGUUACGCUACCGCUUCUGCUAUCGCUGCUUCUGGUGUCACCUCUUUGGUUUUGGCUAGAGGUCACAGAGUCGAGCAAGUCGAGGAGUUGCCAUUGGUUGUCUCCAACGACUUCGAGUCUGUCACCAAGACUAAGGACGCUGUUGCUGUCUUGAAGGCUGUCGGUGCCAACAAGGACAUUGUCAGAGUCCUCAAGUCUAAGAAGUUGAGAGCUGGUAAGGGUAAGUUGAGAAACAGAAGAUUCACCCAAAAGAAGGGUCCAUUGGUUGUCUACGCUAACGACAACGGUAUCACCAAGGCUUUGAGAAACAUCCCAGGUGUUGAUGCUGCUCACGUCUCCAGAUUGGGUCUUUUGCAAUUGGCUCCUGGUGCUCACUUGGGUAGAUUCGUUAUCUGGACCCAAGGUGCUUUCGAGGCUUUGGACUCUGUCUACGGUUCCGAGAACACCAAGUCUUCUAAGUCUGGUUACUCUUUGCCAUCUAACAUCGUUGCUACCACCGAUGUUGGUACUUUGAUCAACUCCGCUGAGAUUCAAGCUGUUGUCUCCGCCGCUGGUCCAAAGGACACCAAGAGACCUCACGUCUUGAAGAAAAACCCAUUGAAGAACAAGCAAGUCUUGUUGAGAUUGAACCCUUACGCCAAGAUCUACUCUGAGCAAAAGCUCGGUUCCAUCAAGGUCGAGAAGUCCAAGGCUAAGCCAUCCAAGGGUGCUUUCCAAGCUCUCUUGAAGCAGUAA
This is a messenger RNA of Australozyma saopauloensis, 1089 nucleotides long. It is a transcript of the gene RPL4B, whose product is annotated as 60S ribosomal protein uL4. The coding region runs from base 1 to 1089 and encodes 362 amino acids. Gene Ontology annotation, biological process: translation. The record is from RefSeq and is a predicted model, not a curated record. NCBI's taxonomy places the organism in Eukaryota, Fungi, Ascomycota, Pichiomycetes, Serinales, Metschnikowiaceae. The transcript has a single exon. Gene Ontology annotation, molecular function: structural constituent of ribosome; RNA binding. Gene Ontology annotation, cellular component: cytosolic large ribosomal subunit; ribosome.